Necator americanus (New World hookworm) is the source of this 1125-nucleotide messenger RNA. RefSeq lists its product as uncharacterized. The transcript is spliced from 5 exons. The record is from RefSeq and is a predicted model, not a curated record. The coding region runs from base 1 to 1125 and encodes 374 amino acids. NCBI's taxonomy places the organism in Eukaryota, Metazoa, Nematoda, Chromadorea, Rhabditida, Ancylostomatidae.
AUGGCAAUCUGUAUCUGUAAUCUGUACGCUUGCAUCGGAAGCGGCCAUCGAAGAUCUGAUGAUGCAAGCCAGGAAGAUCAAGAACAAAAGUUCUUAGGAACAAACAAAAAAAGCGCCAGUAGAGGUGUUGGUGGAGUUGGCGUCCUCGUCAACACGAGUAUGGCAAAGAACAUCGACUCUUUCGAACAACUUACGACCCGAAUCGGACGUCUGCGGAUGAGAAGAUGUGGUCCAACACCAACUUUGACUAUCUCCGUCGCUUACGCCCCAACAUCAAACUACGAAGAUGUCGAAGCUUUCUAUAUAGACCUGGAGAAGAUCAUGCCUUCUACAAGACCAUCCAUUUGGGAUUCCCAGGACUAUCAUCGAUUCUUCGUUACGCUAGCCGGCCUUUGGGAAGAUUCCGCAAUGGACAUCUACGAGGAAUAUGACCGGAGACGCCUAACUCUCGAAACUCUUGAGCUGAUACGCCAGCGUGGAGAAGCACGAGCCGCAGGGAACCAAGAACUCAAGUCCGAGUUCGCAAGGCUUUGCAGAGAGGCGAUAAAGGAAGACCUAAAAGAGAGAAGAGCAGAAGUGCUGGCUGAAGCUGCAGAGGCGGGGAAAAGCAUCCGCUAUGCCCGUCGAGACUUCGCCAGUCGCAAGACGAGGAAAAUCACCUACGACAUCUACUCUGAUCUGUUCGACAGCCAUGUCCACUUGCUUCCUCACCAUCAAAGGGAAGACAGACAUGUCAUUCCAGAGGUUCUCCCGUCCGAAAUACGACAUUCUAUCAUAUCGGUAAAAAAUCGUACGGCACCCGGUCCCGACAGAAUAAGACCAGAACACCUGAAAAACCUUCUGCCAGUACUCAUCAACACCUUGGCGAAACUCUUCACACGUUAUCUGUCGGAAUGCAAGGUUCCUAAACAGUGGAAGACCAGCAAGACCGUGUUGUUGUAUAAAAAGGGAGAUCCACAUGACAUCGGCAACUAUCGUCCAAUCUGCCUACUGUCCGUCAUCUACAAGCUCUUUACAAGAGUAAUCCUUAAUAGGAUUGAAAAAGUCUUGGAUGAAGGACAGCCAUGCGAGCAAGCAGGGUUUCGAAAAGGAUUAAGCACGAUUGACCACAUUCACACCGUUUAG